AUGGAUAAUAACCACAUUGACAAAGGAAUAAUUACUUAUAUUUAUUUAGAAAAUUUCGUAACCUACAAUAAAGUUUGCGUUAGACCUGGUAGGAAUUUGAAUGUUAUUAUUGGUCCUAAUGGCACUGGAAAAUCAACAAUUGUUUGUGCCAUUGUACUUGGAUUAGGAGGUAAACCUAGCACUAUUGGUCGUGCAACUCAUGUUAUGGAUUAUGUGAAAACAGGAUGUGAAGAAGCAAAGAUUGAAAUUCAUCUUAAUAAUGGAAAAGAGAGAGAUGUUGUUAUUCAAAGAGUAUUUAAUAUACAUGGAAAAUCUUCAUGGUUUCUCAAUGAAAAAUCAUCAAAUAAUAAAGAAAUACUUGAAGUAACAAAAAAUUUUAACAUUCAGAUAGAUAAUUUAUGUCAAUUUCUUCCACAAGAUAAAGUACAAGACUUUUCAAAGAUGAAUGCACAAGAAUUAUUAGAAAAUACAGAAAGGUCAGCUUGUGAUCCCAUACUACUAGAACAUCAUAAAAAUCUGAUACAAUAUCGAACAGAUCAUAAAACUCUAGAAGGGCAGAUUCAAAGUAAACAAAACACAUUGCAAUUGAAAUCUCAGAUAUAUGACGGUUUGAAAGAAAAUGUGAGUAGUAUAAAAGAAAAGAAAUUAAUACAGAAAAAAAUUGCUACAUUGAAACAGAAAAAGGUAUGGAUACUGUAUGAUCAAAGACGUAGAGAACUGCUCAAGAUGAAAAAGGAAAAGGAAGCUGCAAAAGUUGAAGUAAUAUCUUUAGAAGCAGAAAUAAAACCUAUCAAUGAUGCAAUAGAAACAACAAAAUCAGAAAUUCAACUACUCCAAAGUUCUGUUACAGAUCAUAGUAACAAAGUCAGAAUCAAGAUUUCAAAACUUAAAAAACUGAUGGAUGAUAUUCAAGAUUGUGAUAAUAAUGUUAGAGAUUGUGAAAAUGCGUGUAAGCAAAGAAUUCAAAUGGAAAAAGCUCGAGACCACGACAUUGAUGUUGCACAGCAACAAAAGAACAAAUUGGAUAAUGAUUUAUCAGUGAUGUUAAAAGAUAUUGGAUCUGAGGAAACUUUAUUAAAGCAACGGCAACAAAUAUUGUCUAACAUAGAAAACAGGAAGAAUAUGAUUAAUUCAUUAAUAAAUAACAAUUCAGAAUUAAAGCAGAAACAAGAACGCUUAAAUCUUGAAAUAAGAGCUCAAGAAACAGAACUACAGCUUCUUGAUAUUGAAACGAAACGGUUACAAUUACUAAAGGAAAGAAGUAUUGAUACAUAUAAAGCAGUACAAUGGUUGAAUGAAAAUCAGAACAUAUUUUCUAGUACAGUUCACAAACCGAUAUUACUUAACAUAAAUGUAAAAAAUGCUUCAUAUGCGAAAUAUUUGGAAAAUAUUAUUCCAUUUCGAGAUUUAAUAGCAUUCGUUUGUGAAAAUAAGCGGGAUAUGAAUAUGUUACUACAUCACUUAAGAGAUGAACAGAAAUUACAAGUAAAUGUUGUACAUUCCGAUCCUACAAAACACGUUUCCAUAGAUCCUAUUAUUCCAUUACAACAUAUUCAAGAUCUUGGCUUUACUCAUUAUCUAGCAUCGCUGAUCGAAGCUCCGAGUACUAUUAUGAAAUAUUUAAUCACUAUGUAUAAUUUAAAUAAUAUACCUGUGGGAACAAAUCAGGUUGAUAAUAACAUUGAUUAUAUACCAAACAAUAUACGUUGUUAUUUUAGUCAAAAUAGCGUCUACAUGGUUAAUAAAUCUAAGUACACAGGAGAAAAAUCUAUUGGAAUGCAACCAGUAUCUGGUACAGGAAUGUUAUCUAUUGUAUUGGAUAAAUCAAGGCUAUUGAAUAUUGAAGAAAAGUUGAAAAUAUUAAAAGCAAAUAAAAAUGAUGUGUUGAACAAAAUUAAGGAAAUUGAUGAGCAAGUACAUGAACAAAGCAAGAAAUUAGAUGAAUAUAGAGCUAAUAGAAACAAAUAUCAGCAGGAUAUCCAACAAAUACAAACAUUAAAAUCUAGAAUAUCUAUGAUGAAGAAAAAAAUUAUAGAUUUGCAAAAUGAACGAACCAGUAUUGAGAAAAUAAAAGAAUCUUCUAGUAAUGAUAUAAAGGUAAUUGUGGAGAAACAACUAAACAUUUACAAAACAUACAAUACUCAAUUAGAAGAAUCUUUUAAAUGUAUUACGGCUAGAGAGCAAACUGAAUUAGCAUUAAAAUUACAUAAUCGUUCGCUAAGAGUGAAAAUGAACGAUUCUCAAGAUCUGAGAGAAAAACUUAAAGCAGCAGAAGAUAAAAUGAAGCAACUUAGUAUAGAACUGCAACCACUGAAGGAGGAAGUACAGAAAAUGUACAUUGAAGCACUGGAAACUACCAAUGGCAUUAAUCCUUCAGACAAAGCGUUUGCGCCCAUAAAUAAAGCAUUUAAUAAACUACCACCAACCAUAGCAGAAAUUAACAAUGAAUUAAAUAUCGCGCAGGCAACAUUAUUUUGUAUGGGAAAUAACAUAGAUGCUGAAAAUGUAUUACGUGAAUAUGAAGAACUAGAAAGAGAUAUUCAUGACGUGAAAGAUUUUAUUCAGAAAAAAACGAAAGAACUGGAAACAAUUACACGAAAGACAGAAGCUUUACGACAAGAAUGGAUAAUACCCCUAUCGAAAACCAUUGAAAAAAUUAAUUCCAAUUUCAGCAUGUAUUUCUUGGAGAUGGGUUGUGUCGGUGAAGUUUUAUUAGCACAACCGGAAAAUAACAUGGAAUUUGAUCAAUAUGGUUUAAAAAUUAAAGUGAAAUUCAGGGAUAUUGACCAGUUACAAGAUUUAACAAGAUAUCAUCAAAGUGGUGGAGAAAGAGCUGUAACUACUGCUAUUUAUAUGAUUGCACUUCAAGAAUUAUCUAGAGUACCCUUCCGAUGCGUCGAUGAAAUUAAUCAGGGCAUGGAUGCGAUAAAUGAAAAAAGAGUAUUUAAUUUACUUGUGAAAAUGACUGGAAAACAGAAUAGUUCCCAAUAUUUUUUACUCACGCCAAAGCUAUUACCUGAUUUACAAUAUUCGGAGACAGUAACAGUACAUUGUGUGUUUAAUGGACCAUCCAUGAUUGAUCAUAUGGAAUUUGAUACAGAAGAAUAUUGCAAGUUCAUUAUUGGAGCAAUGGAAACAGAGAAUGGAAGCGAUUAACUGUUAAGAUGUUCAUUAUAUCCAAGUAUUACACAAUAUAUAAUGUGUA
This is a messenger RNA of Eufriesea mexicana, 3205 nucleotides long. It is a transcript of the gene SMC5, whose product is annotated as structural maintenance of chromosomes 5. Gene Ontology annotation, biological process: double-strand break repair via homologous recombination. Lineage: Eukaryota; Metazoa; Arthropoda; Insecta; Hymenoptera; Apidae. Gene Ontology annotation, cellular component: nucleus; Smc5-Smc6 complex. Gene Ontology annotation, molecular function: single-stranded DNA binding. Bases 1 to 3156 code for a protein of 1051 amino acids. The transcript is spliced from 14 exons. The record is from RefSeq and is a predicted model, not a curated record.